Molecule: messenger RNA, 1080 nt
Organism: Myzus persicae (green peach aphid)
Lineage: Eukaryota; Metazoa; Arthropoda; Insecta; Hemiptera; Aphididae
Exons: 3
Coding region: 71-754 (227 amino acids)
Source: RefSeq, a predicted model, not a curated record
UUAUAACUAAAACAAUGAUUAUAAUUUGUAGGUGUAUGCGCUAUUAUUUAAUAAUAAUAAGAGGAGUUACAUGAGAAUGCUACAAGUCAUUAAAGAUACUUCUCAUAACAAUAAUAUGAAGUUUAAUCCAAGAAACUUUUACAUUGAUGUGGAUUUAAACAUCACGCCUAUUAUUACAGAAAUGUUUGGGUCACAAAAGAUCAUUAAAUUAUCUUUAUACUAUUACUCAAAUGUCAUAUGGCAUAAAGUUAAAAGCUUAGGGCUAUCACAAACUAACAAUUGUAAUAUAGAAAAAACAAUACGUCGUAUGUGUUUACUUGCUUUGAUCCCUCUUGCACAAAUUGAUGAAACUUGGACUAAAAUUAAAGAUGAAGCACCUCAGAACGAAAAUUUAUUGGAACUAAUAAGCUAUAUUACUGACACAUUUAUAACUUCAAAUAGAGGUCUGUUAAAUAAAACUGUAUGGAAUCAUUACGACUCAAACAAUAUAAAAACUAUAAACCACCUAGAGGGAUUUAACGAUUUUAUUGUCAAAGAUAUUAAUAAUUUGAAUCUGAGCGCUAAAAAUUGCAUAAUUAAAUUCAAAAAUAUGCAACAAGACUUUGAGAUGGACAUUACAACUCUAGAAAAAAUUAUUGUAGUUUCAAAGAUUCCCAAAAAAUACAAGACCUUUGAAGCAAAAUUUAACCAUGCAAAAGAACGGCUUGAAAAUGGAAUAAUUUCUGCAAUAGAAUACUUGGAUGAAAUAAUUUAAAAUGUUCAUAAUAUGAUCAUAUUGAAAACAGAAACAGUCCAUAAAGAAGCUUAACUAAAUUAACCCAAGCAGCUUAACCCAAUUUGUCGUUUUAAAGUAUUGUAUAAUUGUAUAAUUGUAGAACAUUGAGGUGCGUGUGUUUGAAGUUAAGCAGUAAUCUGUAUUUUAAAUAUUAUUUUUAACUAAAUGGAUAAAUACUCCAAAAAAUAUGAGUCCAAUAUAGAUCCUAGAGUUUUAACCAUUCAUUCAUACAUUAACAGAUCAAUUCAUCUUAACUGAUAACUUUUUGAAUCUUUUUGAAGUUUUAAAAAUAAUAGAAGAAAUAU